This is a messenger RNA of Blastomyces gilchristii SLH14081, 1497 nucleotides long. RefSeq lists its product as uncharacterized. The transcript has 5 exons. Lineage: Eukaryota; Fungi; Ascomycota; Eurotiomycetes; Onygenales; Ajellomycetaceae. The record is from RefSeq and is a predicted model, not a curated record. The coding region runs from base 1 to 1362 and encodes 453 amino acids.
AUGGUCAAGUUGCGUGAUGACGAGUAUAUUACUUAUCUGGAAGAUUGUCUAUCAGCUUUAAUUGAUGAAUAUGGCUUCGCUGCUGCCCAACAAGUGAUCCCAGAUCUAGCAAUCAUCACACCUAGUGUUCCUACUAUUGAACAGGCACUAGGGAUUGUUCAAUAUGAGCCGGCAUCUGAUACUCACCAUGCGGUUGAUCAGAAACAGAAAUCGAUCGCGCACUUCUUUGCCCUUGAAAUGCCUGAAUAUAUGGGCUCAAGUCUUAGUCUUUCACUUUCCAAUUCUUUGAAUGGCUUAACAUAUACUGAGCAGCAGGAGAACUUUUUGUCACCUUGUCCAGAGGACAGCACUAGCUCAGAAAAAGAACCUCGCCGGACUGAACUGACACAGGGAUCUGUAGACACUGAGUCGGCAACUAAUGACAACCGAUCAGCCAUAGAGAAUGAUGAUUCAACGGAUGAUGUUGAAUCAUUGCUAACCCCACACCUGCCGAAUUGUAACCCCCGAAGAGUUGAUUCCGCCCGGAAAGUGAAAAGAAGGCGGAUGAAUUUUUGGACUAGCCCGAUCGCUGGUUGUAUACCCACAGAGGAAAUGAUAGAACCUGAUAGCCUGUACUGCCUGUUGAUUCAGCAAUGCGGGAAAGACCAUAAUGAAGAGGUUCCACGCCUCGUGAGACUCUUUUAUGCCAUUGCAAGCCCGUACGCAUUCAAGCAGCUUGCUGAAGCCUAUGUUUUAGAUUCGAAAUCUACGCUCCGUACUUUACUUCGGCGGUUUUUCUUGGUACGUCUGCUAGACAGCCGGAACCAAAGUGAGAAUAGCUUCAAAAUUAGGCGCACUCAAUCUGCCCCAGGCCGGGACUGCAAAAACAAAGACCGAGCCAGGGACUCUCUUUCCGGUCGUCCUGAUUCGAAUGCUGUUCAAGACCUUCUAUUUAAGUUCUAUCCCCAUAUCAAGCAUGUUGAAAAAUGGUCCGUUGAGUAUAAGGAAAAACAUACCAAGCUAAAAAACCGGCUUAAAUGGGCACGUAAUUGGUAUCUGCUGCGCCAGAAAUUUUCAUCAGGACUGCUGGCUUUAGUACCAUGUGGAGAUGAGCUGCGGAUAGGCAUUGACUGGUUCCAAACGAUACCGAUCCGUCUAUUUUCAAUCUUCCUGGAUAUUCUAGACAAAUAUCGAGGAGAAUUUCUGCGGAACAUCGGCGAUUUAAUCUCCACCGACAUUGAAGUGGUGCUAUGUGGCAGCCAUAAUGGGUUGAUGUAUGGAUUCAAGCACGAGGAUACUGAACAACUUUUAAUAGAGUGUAUGGACUCAGGUCAUCUAAUCAAUCUAUGUCAGCAGGGCAAUGUUACAGAAUGUUCUUUUUAAAGUGAUUGCAUACAAUUGUUAAUCCAUGUAUAUGUGGCAACCUUUCCCAACAGCUUGCACUGGGUAAAAAUUCGAGCGAGACUUUUAACUACAGAACUUACAUAAAGAUUACAGUGUUGCAGUUUGUGACACUCC